GAUAAAGUAAAACUUGGAUUAUUUAGCCUUGUGGUGUACUUUCAACAGCGCUCCCGUCAGGGGAUGCGUUCUACGGCAGGGGUGCAUUCUACGGCACAACACCUGUAGCGCCAGCGACAUCCUGUGGUGAAAAGCGUUAGUUCAGCCGUUAACCUCCUGCAGGUCACGCACAUGUAGUGAUGUACAGCGCCACUCGGUGAGUCUGGUUGGUAUUACCCUGUCUGAGUGGGAAAAAUAAUCAGAUAACAGAACUGAUGCUUAUCGAUCAACCCUAGGGAUUGAAAUGUUUACAGUGUUUUAACCCGACUGUGUGCGCGCGUGUGUCAGUGACAUACGUGUCCAGCUGCUCGAGACAAAUAACCACCGCCGGUGACCUCACAUCACUGUCAGCUUCCGCCCCCACAGCCAAACCAUCACAUGCGAGUGAAUUAUCCGAUAGAGUGGACCGCAAGGGAUGUGGGGCGUAGCAGCAGAAAUGUUAGCAGGCUCCAGCUAAAUUUGAUGGACAAACCUUCGCUUCAGAUGAGCGGUCCACACAGACAGACAGACGACUGAGUGCUAGCUACUGCCUCUAUCUUGGCUAACUUAGCUAACCAUGCGGUUAUUUGGUCAAUAGCCAGAAAACUUUAGCAUUUGGUUUCUGGUCCAGGGCCCGUUUCUGUCCCAUUUUUCCUACGCUUCCGGAAAAUUCAAGGUAAUGUUUAUCAUUACUGAGUCUGUCAGUGUGACACGAUGUUUUUUCUCUAUGUAAAAUAGGUCUUAGCAAACUGACCCAGUUGUAGCCAGUCGUGAAUUGCUAGCUGACCGUCCAUUAUCCGUCUAAUUAGAUGAUACUACAAUGAAAGUACUCUCUCUGCUGCUGUAAUGUUAGCUACUGUGUUACCAAUGCGAGUGUCACCUUAGUAACAAACCUGAAUCCUCUUUACUCAGCUAGACUCACCUUAAUGCAAGAUAUUGUGACCUUAAAGUCAAGACGAAAAGCAUUGCCCAUCGUGUACUAAUAUUAAAUUCACAUUAAGUUUUUUUCUUCUUCCAGUCUCUAACACCCACUCCAACUUUUGUGUUUUAUCUUUUGUUUUUUUGUGUUUUGUUUGUUUUUUAUAUAUUACAAUAGUACAGGGUUCCUUCACAGUCUGAAUUUCCAUACUUUUCCAUACCCUACUUUAAAAAAUAUAUAUUAUUAUUAUUGUAAAUACCUACUUUUCUAUUUCAGAAAACAUUCUUUUAGGACUGUGGAAACAAAUGUUUUUCCAUACUUUAUUUUACAUUUUCCAUACUUUUUAAGACCUGGAAAUUGAUCAAAUUUAUUUCCAUACUUUUCCAUCCUCUCCGUAUUUGCGUAGGAACCCCUGUUCGUGUCUCCUUGCCAAGCAUAAAUAGUCUGAGUUGCAAGUUUGAUAUGAGAAAAGGGGAGGCUGAAACUUUGAGAGGUUGUGAGAAGUGGUCUCAGUAUAUUGUUUUAUGAACAGCUGAUGUUGACAAUGAGAGUACAGGUAGACCUAUCACACCUAUCACGUUUUUCUUGUUUGCAUUUGAUAAUACGCAACCUUACAUGUAUUAUCAGCCUCUACCUCUGGUUGAAAGCGUAAACGUCAUAUUUUUCGCUUUUUCCUGCAACCUUUGCCUGCUCCUGUCUGCAGGACCAUGGAUUUUCCAGGCCAUUUUGAGCAGAUCUUCCAGCAACUCAACUACCAGCGGGUCCACGGUCAGCUGUGUGAUUGUGUCAUCGUGGUCGGCAGCCGACACUUCAAGGCCCAUCGCUCUGUGCUGGCGGCCUGCAGCACCCAUUUCAGAGCCUUGUUUACGGUGGCAGAGGGAGAUGCUAGUAUGAACAUGAUCCAGCUGGACAGCGAGGUUAGGAUCCUUACAUUUGUCUGAACAUUAAUGUUUGUGUGGUGAGACUUUUCAGGCAGUAAUUGUAGUUCUUCACUGUGAUUAAUCAUACCCCGUUUUUCUACUUUCAGGUGGUGACUGCUGAGGCGUUUGCAGCACUGGUGGACAUGAUGUACACCUCCACACUCAUGCUAGGAGAGAGCAAUGUCAUGGAUAUCCUCCUCGCAGCCUCACACCUGCACCUCAACAAUGUUGUCAAGGCCUGCAAACACUACCUGACCACACGCACCCUGCCGAUGUCCCCCUCCUCAGACAGACCCCUUCAUCACCACGCACAGCAGGAACAGCAGAGGCACAGGCAGCAGCAGCAGCAAGUAGCAGAUUUGGUAGUGAACCCUUCUUUAGCAGCUAAUGCUAACCUCACAGGAAAUGCUGCCUCAUCAAAGAUACAGCGCUCCUUUCUCCUGCAGCAGCUGGGGCUCAGCUUGGUGAGCUCAGCUUUAGGUGGGAUGGAGGAGGGUGGAGUUGGAAAUGUUGUUGGAAGCAGGGUUGAACAGAGAGCCUCCUUCCCAAUCCGUCGCUUUCAUAAACGCAAACCCUCAAUGGCUCUGGGCCUGUCAGAGGAGAGACCGAGACAGAGGCAGCGCCCCUCAGUUUCUAACCUGGGGCUGUUAGGAGAAGGAGGCGGUAACGUAGACCGGGAGGAUGGAGGGCUCCUCUCCCCUGACUCCCACAAGAUGGGAGAUGACUCUAAAAAAGAUGGCGCUAUUACUGGCCUUGUAGGGGUAGUGGCCCAAGAUGAUCCUCAGAUGCCCACCCAGUCAGACAGCGGACACUGUGAAGGGGAGAACUUGGGGAGAAUGCAGGGAGGAGUGAGCAAGGAGGAGGACAUGGGAGAGCAGGACCAUCAGAACAACAGAGGAGGGGUUAAGAUCAAAUCUGGGACAGAAGAGGAAGAGGCUGAAGAGCAGGAACAGAAGGUAAAGGUGUGGUUUGAUUUUGAUAGUGAUACAAAAUGUUUUUCAGACUUAAAAGAGUUACAAGUCCAUGUUAGAUUCACAAAACUUGUUUAACUGUCUGUUUUUUGUUGUAAAGGCUAAUCCAAUUUGUUACUGGCAGCUGUCCAAUAUAACUACUGCUGUGAAUUUUCAGCCAACAAUGUGUGUGUUUGUGUUUGUGUUUGUGUACACUCUUCUCAGCUCUGUCCUUUGAAGAGAGAACCUGAAACUGAAGCUACUGCAUGAUUAUGGCAAAAAUCAUAAUCAUAUUAAGACUGUGAUCACAAUGAUUAAACACAGUUACUCAUGAGUUGACAUCUGCAUCAUGUGCAUUUACAGCCCUUUGGAUUUUUUAAAAACUUCAACACACCGAGCUCUUCAAAAAUCUAAAUAAAUCCUGUCAAAAUGAACUUUAAUAAGUGCAAAAAAAAACAGAUUUUGCACCACUUGAUUUUAUCACAGGCUGCAGAUCCAACACAUUAUUCAGCUUUUUCAAGCCUGCAUUAUUUAUAACUUUAAGAAAUAGGAUAACUUUUUAUUCUGAUGUACUCAGAUGUCAUGUAUAGACUAAUAACUGUUAGCUUGCUACAGCCUCUGUGUCAUCAUGCUUAGUCUGUCUCUAGGCGUUUUAGACACUCACACAGACAUGUAUGCACACAUCUGCCUUCUCUUGUUUCUCUCCCUGCUUCCAUCUCUUCACAUACAUCUGCAUGCUAGUUUAUACUGCAGCUGUAGCAUGACAUGUUGAAGGUACAGCCAGCAGCACAAGAUUGUUCAGUCACAAUUUUCACAUUUUCAUGAUCACUGUGAUUUUGCAUCAGUCUUUUAUAUUCUUUGACUUUUUGAAAAUUCCCAAUCUAUCAUAUUCUAAGAUGGUUUUCCUCCUUUUCUUUCCGUAGGUGAUGGUAAAACGAGAGCCCCUGAGUUCGCCUGAGCCGACGGAUGAAAUCAGUGAUGUGACAUCACAGGCUGAAGGCAGUGACCCAGCUGAGCCUGGAGGCCAGGAGGAGGAAGAGGAGAAGGCAGAGCUGAGCCCAGAGAGCAGUGACCGCAGCUUCACCUCUGAACCCCAGCCCAGCUCUGACUCCCUGCUGCAGCCCAGCUCCCAGCUGCUGCUCAAAAACAACAUGGGAGGAGGCGGCGGAGGGAGAGGAGGUUUUGGGUGUAAUGACCCACUAAGUGGCAAACCUGGUUUCAGCAUUUCAAGCUUUCUCAGCCCCAAGGACUUUGGAAGUAGCAGUGCAGGAAUGGUUUCUGGAGAGGAUGACCUCCCCAACACAACCACAGGUGACGCAGUAGCACAUCAUUUCCUGCUCAGACAGGAAGCUGCUGGGCCAUCUGGCUCUGCUUCUUCUUCUCUUCUGCAGUCAGGUCCACUUGGUGCUGACAGUCACAAUGGAUUUGGAGACAACCUACAAGCAGAUUCAUUGUUUCUUCAUCCCCUGCAUGAUAGUUUAGGGAACCCCAGGGCCAGUGGAGGAGUAGACCCCUUCAGUUUGGACUUUCAGCGCUCUAGUCUGGGGCUUCUCUCUCUGAGCCGAACCUCAAGAGGUGCUGGAGGAGUGAAUUCAGCUGCUAUGGGUUUUCCGGGUUACAGACGCAUUGCUCCUAAAGUGAACACUGGCAUGGGAGGGGAAGAAGGAGUAAGCAGUGUCCACCAGGAUGCUGCCUCUUCCUCCUCAAGCCUUGCAAAUCCCGUGCUCCUAAACAAGAAUGGUGGAUAUGACAUCAACAGCGGCAGGCCAACCUCCCUUCCCCCUCAGUUGACCCGAGCCUCGGCUGAUGUUUUGUCCAAGUGUAAGAAGGCUCUCUCAGAGCACAAUGUCUUAGUGGUUGAGGGAGCUCGGAAAUACGCCUGUAAAAUCUGCUGCAAAACCUUCCUCACCCUGACUGACUGUAAGAAACACAUCCGAGUCCACACAGGAGAGAAACCCUACGCCUGUCUCAAGUGUGGAAAACGCUUCAGUCAGUCCUCACACUUGUACAAGCAUUCCAAGACCACCUGCCUACGCUGGCAGAACAGCAACAUGUCCAAUGGCCUGCUGUAGGACCAAGAUCCUGUGGGUAUCACAUGGGAUGAAACUUUCAGAGAUGGAAAGUCCCAUAAAUGUUAAAGCAGGAGAAUCUGACCAACUGUCUGUCCUCACAAACCAGUUUUGAUCACAGACCAAAGACACAGACUUUUUCUCUUCGAGAGAAACCUAAACUGUAAAGGCUGUAAAAUAACCCUUUGGUAAAACUACAAGGAUGUAAAAAAGUACCACAGAGUCAUCAGAACGUGCUCUAGAUUAUCAGCAGACAUAUCAUAACAGUGUUUUUAAGAUUUUCCAUAAGUGUUGAAAAAUUCAGUCCAUGAAUUUUGCAUUAUAUGAUCUUGGCUAGUCAAGCCAUGGCUAAGUAAGCUGCCACACUGUUGGCCAUCUCAAGUUCGUGGAUGGUCUCAUACGGACCCUCUUUGGUGAACCUUGGCUUUGUUGAAGUGUUUCUGUGUUGUUGGUUUUGUGUAGUCAGUGGUACGAUAGUUGAAGCGUAUUUUGCUACAUAACCAAACACUCAGUCUGAGUGUUUGCAGGUAGAAGGCAGCUGUGCAGCACUAAUAUUACUUAUUAUGUCAAAAAGUGUGCAUAUACAUAUAUUUCUCAUUGUACAUUUGUACAACAUGUAGCAUUAUCUCACAUCAGACUGUUGAAUCGUUGAAAUUGGACUUAUUGACCGUGCCUUGUUUUGUGUAACGGCAGUAGUCAUUUAGACUGAGAGCUAACUGAUCUGGAGUCAGUUCUGGCCGCAGAUAAUGUAGAAUAACUCGUGUAAGUUAUACGACCUUUACAGGCUGAUCAUGGCGUCGUCCUGUCGACACUAACUAGCUGGAUUUCAAUCAGAUCCAGUACCGUGAAGUAGAAAACGUCCAAGAAAAACAAAAGAUUACAGAGACUCAAGUGCCAUGUUUUUGGCCCUGUUGUUUAUAUGCAGUUAAAUAUCAUUAAAAUGAUUUUUGAUCUACUCUGUAAAUAAACGGAGGUGAAUCAGCUGGAGGUGAUUGACAGUGUGAACAGGGCAGACGCUCUUGAAGAGAAAUACCUAAACUAAUCGAAGGUUUUAUGCCUGUGAAGUUGCCUUUAAUGACAUCCCUAGAAGUGUAUCUUAGCUAAGUUUAAAUCAAAAUAUGAUAAACCAUUUUGCACUGAUCUGGACUCCAUGUACUUUAACCACACAGUUCUGUUGUUUGUGCAAUGACAAGUUCAGAGAAAUUUAAAAUUGAUUUUCAUUAACUUCAGAAUUAAGAUGCCUUGUUUCAAAACAAACCAAAGGCACUAUUGUUGUUUCACUAAGAGGAAAAAUCUGUUAAUAUGUGCAGAACUUGCAAUAAGUUGUGAUUUUUAAUUCAAUUGAAGUGCAUUGAGAAACUCUCCCUCUAUUUUCUGACUAGAAAUGACAGUAAAACGUCAGCUUGGAUCCAUCGAGUUCACUGACCAUCCAAACAUCAGUCUGACUCUCUGGUUUCUGGUGUGCUUAAGUGUACAGACUGUCAUUUCCUCAAAGAGCUACAAAGAUGUGUUCAUGGGCAGAACAGUGAAAGUCACCCAGUUGUGGUCAGUACUGUAUCUCUCUCGUGUGUAAAAUAGAAAAAAAAAAAUCUCAAGGAAUUGAGUAUUGUUUGAGUUCGAUAAUGUACUUGAUAAUAGUGCUUUAUGAAUUAAUCUUUAUACAUCCAGUGUCGUACAUGUUAUAAAAUAACCUAGACAAAUCAUUCUUCUUUUAACUAAAAUGUGAACUGGAAUAUUCAAAUACGUCAAAGAAGUUGCUUCUUUGCACUCCAGGGUCCUAGUUUAAAAGCUAUGGGGUUGUAGCGUUUUCUGCUAACGUUUUAAUCAUAACACAAUCUCUACAGUUUGUUACGUGAAUUGACAAAAAGACUGUGGGUCAGAGCUGUCAUUGAGAGCAGCUUCAUGUGUUGGGUAAUGGUUGGCUGAAAUCAAUGAUUAUGCAGUUUGUACAGUUCUGUUACAAUGAACCAAAUGAAAAAGUAACACUUAAAGUACAUUCGCCUUUUUAUAGAUGUCUCUGCUUGCUGUGUUGUGUCACUUACACCGUCAAUAAGAAACUCAUGGUCACUGCUUCCAUUUCUUGUUGGCACCUUAUUGUACUGUAGAGUCAUUGCACUGUCAGCCUGUACAAAAUCAAUGUGUUUCAAGUCAAACAUAUGUUUAUGGAUUACCCUGAUUUAUGACUUCAGAGGAAAAAAAAAAGCCUUUUAAACACUAAUUUAGGAUUACCCUGUUCUUCCUGACAGUGAAAGAACCAAUAGCAGAGUUUUUGAAGUUUUAUCAUUGAAUAAAUGAUGCUGGUUAUUAAAUCUUUAUCUCAUACAAUCUUCUCCUCUCUCUAAAAAAAGAGGUAAAUCAGAUAUCCUCCCAACGAUUUAAGAGUCCUCCAAAACGGCCUCCAUGUGUCACAAAGUGGCCUGGUCAUGAUUUUUAUGGUGCUGUCUUUUAAAGCUGUUAUAUGUAACAGUUAAUGUGAAUAUCUGAAAAAUGCACUGACUGUAUUACCCCUGUCCGUAUAUGCCAAAAUGUAAGAAUAUCUGAAAGGCCUAAAUUGAUUAUUAAAGUCACUGCCUUACGCCCCAGAGCUUAAAAAGCUGGGCUUUUAUCAACAACAAUGCCAGAUCUGAAGUUAUACUGUGAUCGUUUUUGUGUAAAGCUAACAUAGUGUGACCACAAGAAGAAUAAAUGUUAGACUAAAUGUAUGGUAAAGGCUAUGAAGAUCGUAUAGUGUGUUCAGUUGUUUCAAAAAAAUUGAAUUAAAAAAAGUGAAACAGUUUUGUCGUUGUCGAUGUUUUAUGAAAUAUGAUGGCACUGAAAUUGUACAAGAAUAAACCAAAAUCUGUGUAUUGAGUUGACUCGAAUCAAAAUAAAGAAACGUUGUACUCCGUUCUUUA
Molecule: messenger RNA, 7770 nt
Organism: Xyrichtys novacula (pearly razorfish)
Lineage: Eukaryota; Metazoa; Chordata; Actinopteri; Labriformes; Labridae
Source: the annotation of a GenBank genome assembly